GCUGUCGCGUAACCCGAGCCCGCGGCUCCGGGGCCGUGCUGGCGGGCGGGGAGGGCUCUGCUCUUAACCCGAGCGAGGCGUACAAUUCCCGACACGGCGGACUGGGGCGGAGCGAACCUGGCCCCAUUCGGGGCUUGUUCAUUGCCGGGAGUUGGGGGACUCUGUGGCUGCUGUUCCGUCAGAGAAGGUGGAAGUUCUAGUGAAACCCUAAUCUCUGUAAUACGAGGGUCUUUUAAAAUCCCUGCAGUUGUGCACGGCAAGCAGAAUUGGAUUUGGUGUAGAGUAGAUCAGAGUUGAGAGUUAAUUUAGAACAAACCAGAAUAGUCUCAGAAACAUUAAUACAGGUGAGCCUGGUUUUCCAGGGAAAACAAAGUGAUGUAGGAUUAGCUGCACUGCAGUUGUUACACGUUACUGAAUCCUCAACAUCUGGAUCAGGAUGCGCCUGUGCUUCAUUGCCUAUCCAGAGACAGCUCCAAAGAGUUUCAUUUGUCCCAAGUAAUGAGCCGGGAAAAUAUAAUGAAAAUCUACUCUUCGCAGCUAUUGUAAAUCUACUACAAAAGAUGUUGCUGAUAUAUAGAGAACAUAGUCACUUCAUUGCUUAAACAUCAGAGCCAAGAAGUUAACAAUUUGAUGAAGAGUGACUACUGUUUUUUAAAAAAUUAAAAAUGGGUGGAUUAAAGUGCACAAUACUGAUGAAUUAUUACCUUGGUUGUAAAUAGUAUUGUAAUAGCCGAAGGUUCAAGAGCCCUCUUCCCUCUUGUGAAAGUUCUGGCUGUAUGUAUAUCCUGAGUCUCAAAGUACAAGCUGGAGUAUUUUUAUAAUGAUGGUGAUAUUUCAAAGUUGUCAAAUAUUCAGAAAACGUGGCUGUUUAGCAUUACUUAAUGGGGAUAUUGUGAAAUGUGUGCACAAAGUAAAAGUUUUUGAUCAUUACUUGUAAGAUCUUGCUUAUUUGAAGUGUAUGUAUCAUCAACAUGCCCCUUCGUUUCRUUUAUAUGGUACAAUACUUCUAUUGAUACUGGAAUCAAAGACACACAGGCGCCUUUUGAUUUUGGCUUAUCUCCAGUUUGCCUCCUAGUAACUUUUUUUUUUUGUUUUUGCAUUCAGAAAUAACUACGUACCUGAAACUACUUUUGUAGUAAUUUGUAGAGUCAAGAUUUAGAGAUUAUUUCUGUUAAGGUUCCUUAUUGUUAGGUGAAACUUAUUAUGCGUUGAUAGUUGUUUCAUUUUGCUCUUUCAAUCACUUCCACACAGGCAAGCACUUGUGAGGAAGAUAGUUAAGAGAAUAAAGGAUAAAGGUGGCCUUUGGACUUCAGUUUCAUAUCUGCUUUCUUUAGCUAUUUGCUCAAAUAAGAGGCUCCUUUUUUUUUCUAUAAAAUGCUAAAUAUGCCAUUUCAACAGUUUCUCUGCUGCACCACGCUAACCACUGAGAAUAAGUUUGUAGCAUUACUGGUCUUGGCAUAUGUGUAUAUAUGCAUGUGCCUAUAUGUAUAUACCUCUAAAUAAAUUCAUUUUAUUUUGAUGCUAAAAUCAUCCACUCUUUGUAGUGAUUUUCUGUUUGUCAUGUUGUGAAUCUAGGUAAGAUAAAAAUAAAUAAUUUUUAAUUUUUGUUAGACAAAAGUCUGAGUUAGUGAAGCUUUAUUGGACUGAGUGUCAGGGGUUAGUGUUGUGCUCCCAAGCAGUUAGUGAGGUUGUGUCCCACAGCACUGCCAGAAUAUGCACCUGCCAUGCAGGAGCUUUGCUGGAUCUUUCAUUGCAGGUGGUCAAUACUUUGGGUAGAGCGUGGCCUGUUUGGCUGCAGAGAAGGAAUGAUGAUUUGCACUGGAGUGUUUUGAUACCUGCCAAGGCAUGAGUGCAAGAGCUUAGUUUUCCAGUAACUACAUUUCAACCUGUAUUAACUCUGAGGAAACUGGGCAUUUACUGCAUUUUUAUGAGAUAAAGUAAUGAAAUUUUAAAUUGUUAUGUUGUUUUCACCUCUCUAACAGAUUCUGUAUUGUAAUCUAAACCAGAAAUGAAGCAGACUGACUUUCAAGGCUAUUUUCCAAUGUAUCAUGUGCCACAUGCACCUUUUGUUGUGUGCUUUCCUACAUGUCAUUUGGGCAAACUGCCUGUAUUUUCUUUGAUUCCAAUGGACACUUUGGAUGAAGUGAAAAAUUAAUGCAAAAACCAUUUCUGCAUAUUUGCAUAGUGCUGCUUGUAUUGUAAGUUUGUCGUACUUAAAAAUUAUCUUAGUUGUUGGGAGAUUAUGUGAGUUUUUUACCCUUUUUUGGGGAUUUUUAAAUGCUGCAGAAUUAAACUCUUGGUUUUUGGCAGUGGCAUGGCUUACCCUGCUUUGGGGUUGGAAUUUCGGUUCAGCAGCAGGGCUGUGUGGUAUGUUGUUGAAGGCCAUCCAAGGGCACAGAAUGUUGACUUUUAAAGGAUAAUUAAUACUUUACUGUUAUGAGAGGUAUAAGCUGGUAAAAUAUUAUGUGAUCAGUCUAUUCCCUAUUUUCACAGAUUAUUUCAAGAGUGUCUUAGAGACCUCUCUAGCCUGUGACAUACUUGAUGUCAUAUUUUGAUACAGCUACUGUUAAUUAGUAGAGACUGCUGUAAAUCUGAAGACUAAUGCAAAUGCAGUUUGAAAGGAGUAAGAAUGAUGAUUUUUUCACAAAAACUUCCAUGAUCACAGCUGAUAAGGUUACAUUCCUAGGAUAAGAUUUUCUUGAAUGAUGAUACAUUUUUGCAGUGAUGUCUUUGAGUUCUGGCCCAGGUGGUGUAGAUACUACCUCCUACAAGAUGCCAGCGAGGAGUGUACUAAUUUACAUAAAUACCUGAUUAAUUUUUUGCCUUUUCUGUGUAUUCUGAGCAGUAAUGUGUGGAAGGAGUAUCACAGAAUCACUUUAAGUUGGAAAAAACCUCCAAGAGUCCAGUUGAGUCCAGUCUUUAACUGAUCACUACCUCGUCACCCGUUCCAGAGCACUGAGUGCCACAUCSAAAUYUCUUUAACACCUUCAAGGAUGGGGACUCCACCGCCUCCCUGGGCAGCCCCUUCCAAUGCUUAACAACUUUUUCAGUGAAGAAAGUCUUCCUGAUUUCUAACCUGAAUCUUCCUUGGCGCAGGUUGAGGUUAUUUCCUCUUGUCCUGUCAUUUGUUUUCUGCUAGAGGCGUUUUGGURUCAUGAAGUGUUUUGUUUUGCUUUUGUCUUAAUUUUCACUAUGACCAUCCUAGCUUUUCUAUGUAUUUCUGUUUUCAGAGGUGCUACAACAGUAAUGGUUUGUAAUGUGAUUUUUUCCCAGGGAUUACUUGUUGCUGAGCUAAUUGAAGAAAAUGCAGGGGAUCUUUUCUCACACCUUUGUGUGAGUUAAAAUGACUGUCAUUCAUCUGGCUGUGGGAAUGGUGAAUCAUACUUCAGUGAGUGAAGGAAAUUUAACAGGUGCAGACUUAGAAGAGGAAACUAAUACUAUGUUGGCAGACACACAGCGUCGUGUAAUAGUUAUACGAUGCUUCUCCGCUGUUACUGUAUGAUGUCAGUAAAAUUAAAUACUUAAUGUGGUUUGUCAGCAUCUAUUCUUGUUUUGUUGGUUUUUUUAAUUAAAUAAGGGUUUUCAUAGAACAUUAUUUUGAAAGGAAGUUUCUUUUUAAAUCUAACAAGAAAUGUUAAAUGCCUAUCACUCUGAUGUUCACAGGUUACUUCAAUGAAUACUUUCGUUUGAAGACAUAGGGCAGUGAUCCUGUACUAGUAAAGCCAUUUUGUGGGUUACAGCAUUUGCUGUAUGAAACCCCAAAGAAUAAAUGCAAUGCAGAUGCAAAGAGAAUUGAUAUGAUUCUUUUGAGCAUGACUAGAUCACCUCUCUUACAGAAAUAGGUGGGAGGCUCAACACAGAGCCUUGCUAGGACUUCGAGAACCUGGUUUCCAGUUUUGGCCUAUGCCUUCAGCCAGUUUCUUGGAUACAUAAUACCCUUGAAAACCUUAAGCAUUUUGAUCUACUUUUGAGGAAAGGUUAAGAGAGGACCUAUUCAUAGACAGGUGCCCCGACUGAAAUUUUACAUGACUUUACCCUAACUUUACACUGACUCACAGGCAUGGGUGAAAGCUAAAGAAGACGAAAUGCAUUACUUUUUAACAAUGAGUGUACCUAAGGUUUCUGUGAGUUUACAGAAGCACAGAAUAUUGUGAGUUGGAAGGGACCCAAAAGGAUCAAAUCCAACUAAAAUUGUAUUGACUACCCUCCAAUGUUUGAGUUUGUAUAUUGCAAAUAAAACUGCCAUAAUUUGGAGCUAUUGUUUUGUAUGACUAUACUGAGUCUAAAUAACACAGGUUCCCAGAUACCAUGGAAGGUGCUGAAUGGGACUUCUGACCAAGCUUUAUCUUUUCUUCUUCACCUGUGCUAAUUCUUUAAAGAAUUAUGUGUAUAAGUUUCAUUAUGACUGGUUAAAUGCAGGGAUAAUUUUUUUAUUCAGAGCAUAUAGUGGAUGUGUCCAAAGUUAAUUUGUGCUUUAGAGUACCUUUUAAUAUUUUCUCCAGGAGUAAGUUAUUCUCCAUUUUGCUGAGUAAGAGCCCUAGGAGGAGGAAGGCCACUCUGUAAAUAUGACAAACUUUCUGUGCAUCCUAGACUGGAAUGCCAAAUUAUUGCUGCUGGGGACUGGUCUUUUGGUUUGUACACAGUCCCUGACCCAGGUAACUUGUUCAUUCAUGUCACUUCAAGUCAACAAAAGCUCUUACACCAUUUAGCAAAGAGAAAGUUAAUCAGGAAUUGCUGAUGUGCAUAGCUAAUAAGCCCCACAAAUUAAAGGUUUCUAAGAAGCCUGCAGCCCUGUCAGGCAUGGGUGAAGGUGGCAGAUUGUGAUGGUGCAUCCCCUCCUCCCUGCUGAUUCUUGUAAGCAUCUUAAAACACUCAUUUGUAGCAUAAACAUGUAUCCAUCUGCUGGAACUCCUGUCUUGCCCAUGGGAUAGUGGUUCUCUGCACAGCAGGCAGGGAUGCUCGGAAAAGCAGGGUUCAUCUUGCCRUGUAACUACCCCACUGCUGGGAUACCUCGUGUGUUGUACUGUUUGGUUUUUGACUUACAGCAGCUCACAGCUCUGAAUCGUUGUGUAGCUUUGUGUGUUGAAUAAAAGAACUGUCCUACCAAAGCCAUCUCUGAAUGGAUUACUGCAGUCAUAUCAUUUCUGGUAACCAUCUUGCAUUCGUUAUUUCCCACCUCAGAUAUAAGAGCCUAUAAAAUGUCUUUAACCUUGCUUUUGCAUCUUAGCUAUAAAACUCAAAUGAAGUCCAGUUUGCCCAUUUUAAUGGUAACUGGUAACUUAAAGAACACGCUUAGAAAGUCUGACAAUUUGAUUUUGAAUGUUCUGUGAGAGUUUUUGCUAGUUUCCUAAAUCAGACAUAAUGUCCAGUCAGGAAGCUAGCUUUCCUGUGUCUGCUGAAAGGAAGUGAAGGUUGUGAAUGUUUUAAGUGAGGAUCAGCUGAUAGAGCUCCAGUUUUUCCUUUUAGUCAUUUUAUCCUAUUUAUGUCUGUUGAUUUUCUUUUUAGAGUGCCUGAAUUUUCAUAAUUUGAAUUAAAUUGUUCAUAUGUCCCAUUACAGCAGGUAACAUAAUAGAAAAAAUAUCCACUAGUAUAUUGUGAUACAUUGGGCAUGCUUCCUGCAUCCGAAGUCAAUGGAUGAUGUUGAGAUCUGUUUGUUCAAUUGGAAAGGCAGAUUACUCUUUACAUCUGUAGAAAUGGACAGCAGCAGUUUCAUUCAGUUUGAUGUGCCCGAGUACAGCAACACUGUUCUGAGCCAGUUAAACGAACUCCGUUUGCAAGGGAAACUCUGUGACAUAAUCGUGCACAUCCAGGGUCAGCCGUUCCGCGCCCAUAAAGCUGUCUUAGCUGCCAGUUCUCCGUAUUUUCGUGACCAUUCAGCAUUAAGCACCAUGAGUGGCCUAUCUAUAUCAGUUAUUAAAAACCCCAAUGUUUUUGAACAGUUGCUUUCUUUUUGUUACACUGGAAGGAUGUCCUUGCAGCUGAAGGACGUUGUCAGUUUUCUGACUGCAGCUAGCUUCCUACAGAUGCAGUGCGUCAUUGACAAGUGCACGCAGAUACUGGAGAGUAUUCAUUCAAAGAUCAGUGUUGGUGAUGUUGAUUCUGUCACUGUUGGUGCCGAAGAAAAUUCAGAGAAUCGCAAUGGCGUUAAAGACAGCAGCUACUUUGCCAACCCUAUUGAGAUAUCUCCUCCCUAUUGCUCUCAGGUGCGACAGUCCACAGCAGGCAGCGAUCUUCGGAUGGAAACUACUCCAGGCAAAACCCUUCGUAGUCGCCUCCAAGAAGAAGGGCAUUCAGACCGAGGAAGCAGCGGCAGUAUCUCUGAAUAUGAGAUUCAGAUUGAAGGUGAUCAUGAGCAAGGAGACCUGGUAGUAAGGGAAAGUCAGAUUGCAGAGGUGAAAGUUAAAAUGGAAAAGUCUGACAGGCCAAGCUGCUCUGAUAGCUCUUCUCUUGGUGAUGAUGGAUAUCACACUGAAAUGGUGGAUGGAGAGCAGGUGGUGGCAGUAAAUGUUGGUUCUUAUGGGUCUGUCUUACAGCAUGUUUAUUCAUUUACCCAUGCCUCAUCACAGGCUGCGGGUGUGUCAGAAACCUUGGGAAGCCUGAGUAAUACAAGUCCUUCAAGGUCAAUGCUGAGCUGUUUCAGAGGGGGUCGUGCACGCCAAAAACGAGUACCUACAGGCCACUUGCAUAGUGAUGUCCAGGGCUUGGUGCAAGGGGCUGACAAUGAGUCCAUGGUGAGUAAUCCAGGAUAUGAAAAUAGUCCACGGGAAAGAAAUGCAAGAGGUCAUUGGUAUCCAUACAAUGAGAGGCUAAUUUGUAUUUACUGUGGGAAAUCUUUCAACCAGAAAGGGAGCCUUGAUCGACACAUGCGAUUGCACAUGGGAAUAACUCCGUUUGUGUGCAAGUUUUGUGGAAAGAAAUAUACCCGUAAGGACCAACUUGAGUAUCAUAUUCGUGGUCACACAGAUGACAAACCCUUUCGCUGUGAGAUCUGUGGAAAAUGUUUUCCUUUCCAGGGUACACUAAACCAGCACUUGCGAAAAAAUCACCCCGGGGUCACAGAAGUGAGGAGCAGGGUUGAGUCUCCAGACAGAACAGAAGCGUUUGUGGAACAGAAAGUAGAUAAUGAUGCUUCAGCUUCUGAAGCCAUGGAUUCUAGUAUGGAAAUUCAUGUAAUGUCUAACACAUCUGAUUAAAGUAUUACAUCUAACUGCAACACGGACAAGCACAUUACUAAUGUAUUUUUAAAGUAUUUUAUUCUAUUAAUAAUCUUCAGUACAAGUGUAACAGCCUUUUAAUUUUUGUGAUCUUCUGGAAAUUAGUUAGGAAUGGUUUCUGGAGAAGACUACAUAAGUAUUCUUAGUUUUCCAAGGAAGCUGAGUUGUUUGGGGUUUGCUUUUUUAUGUGAAGAUGCUCAGAAUAUAAAGACAGUGUACUGGGGAAAGGAUAAGAAGAGUCCACUGAAGUGUCCCUGCUGAUUGAUCUGGCAAGACACAAAUGACAGUGGAGAAAGAUAUUAGAGUAAGAUUGGCAGAUCUGCUGAAUGCUCAAAGAAGCUGUAAUUUCCUUYAUUUUAUUUCUUAAAUCCUGUUGCUGGUAAUGAGUUACACAGCAGUGGGGAGAGAGAAUAUCACAGCUUUGAUUCCUCUCGUGUCACAAUGAAAUCCGUUCACUCUUGCUAACUGGUUUUGGUAGUGAGUCUGUUUAUAUAUAUAAAUAUGCUUUAUAUAUAUAAAAUGCUUUCACUUUCUCUAUUCAGGUUGAGGUGAAUGUAAAAGUAUGUCAAGGCUGAUAGCGUAUGCCACUCUUUCAACUGCUAGGACUCCUCUCUGCUUAGGGUUUAGAACUUCAGACUUUGGGAGGAUGGUUUUGGUUUUAAACGAAUGUUGUUUGGUUUUCAUUUUAUUAAACUAUUACUUGGUGUGCAAAAGUAAGCAAAGUGAAUUAACUUGUUUUAACAGCUUUGCUUUAUAACGUAAGUGAACCAAAUGCCAUAAAUCUAUUAAACUAUGGUUAAAUUGUUGAAGGAUUUUGUUGGUUGUCUAGGGUGCAAGCUGGACAACCUGUGGUGCUGACCUUUUUAUAUAUAUAGAGAUAGAUAUAUCUAUAUAUAUAUAGAUAUACACAUAUAUAUAUAUGUUAAAAAAGAAAAAAAAAGAGAAAAAAAAUAUUAGCAAACCUAAAAGUAGCAUUGUGGUCUAAGAUGUGUUUUUACUGGCCUCAGAAUCUACCUUCAUUUCGUACUGUAGAACCAUACCAGGUAAUUAAACUUAACUUCAUCACUCUUCAUGGUUAGUUAAAACAUGAGAGAAAUGGAGUUUAAACCACAGUAUUUCCAAACAGUAUUUUAAUAGGUCUCUUCACAGAGAGCUGUUUUCAGGUGCACAUUGACUUCCUACUUAAAUCUCCAAGUGAUAUGCCAGCACUUGGAAUUUGUACUUUUUUUGUAUAGAAAAACAAAUACUCUCCGGGAAUUUUGAGCAAUAUGUUAUUUCAUGUGUGAGUAUUACAGAGUUGCUAUGGCUUCUCUGUUUUUUUUCAGUGUUUUUUUUCUCCUUUAAGGAGCUACCAACAACUUUAAAAAUACUCUAAAUAUUUUUGUUCCACCAAAUAUGUGUUUUUAAUAUGGUGCUAACUUCAUAAUUUAGGUCAGUAUAAUAUAUAAAAUGUGAAAUAUGAUCAUAAUGGUUAAGAAAAAWAUCCCCAACAAUAGAUAAACAAAAGCCCCCCCCCCAUCCUACACAAACCAACCAAAACAAACUAAAAAACCCCAUUCCACAAGACAUCAAUGGCUUAAGAAACCUUAAGAGCAUGGACUGGCAAACACAAUAUUGUUUAACAUUCUACCUGAAUUCUGCCUGAUGAACAGAAUUAAUCAUUAAAUUAAUCACAUACUUUAAAAUACAGAUUUCAUAUUAUUGGGUCGUAUGUUUGUUUAGCUGAUACUGAAAAUACAUUGUGAAUGUGCUGUUUAACUCCAAAAAAUUAAAAAAUAGAAGCUUCUUUCCAAAUUACYGGAAAGAAAAAAGAUAGAUUUGCUAUCUUGUAAAACUUUGUGGCCUCUGUGAAGCUGGGCCAUAUUUGUGCAGUAGUUUUAUUAAAUACUCUGGUUCUUAAUAUUGUGAYAUCUGCAAUAAGAAUUAAUCUCUCAAACAUAAAUUUACUGUAUAACCCGCACCUGGUCCAUUGGAGCAGUUUCAGUUAAAUUGACUACAUAGUUUGCCUCUUGGUCCUAAAACUGCCUAARUAAAGAGGCAGGGAGUGGGGAGAUGUUUUUCUCAUUGAAGCAAAAAUAGAACUUUUGUUUCCAUUAAGGGAAGGGAUAGUCUGUGUCUAGGGCAGGUAGUCUGUAUGUUUACCCAUCUAAAAACAUGUUGGCGUUUUUGAUACUGUUUCUUUUCCUUACGUAUUYGUUUUAGGUAAUUAAACACAAAAAGUGUGUUUUGGUAAAUUAAGUUUGAGACACGCAAAAUCCAAGAAAUGUAUAGUUAUUUUUAACCCUUUAUCUUGAACCUGUGCUGUGGUGCCUUUGGUGUGACUUUUUCGCUGGAAGGAUGAUUUGAAGAUAGCAGGAUAUGGGUACCAAUUUUAUAUUUCUUGAAUUUCUCUGUGUCACAAUCUUAACAUUAUUUAAAUCUAAUUCUUUGUAUUUGUAAAUGUAUUAAAAUKGUUUGAGUUUACCAAAGAGUGACUUAUCCAAAAUUGUCUCUGACAAAAGCAAAGGAGAAACCAACAUGGCAUUGAUUGUCCAGGUUCAGGUUCAGAAGGUUGUAACAGACUGUUAACGGGGCAGGA
Messenger RNA from Malurus melanocephalus (red-backed fairy wren), 9792 nucleotides. RefSeq names its product zinc finger and BTB domain containing 34 (gene ZBTB34). Gene Ontology annotation, molecular function: protein binding; DNA-binding transcription factor activity, RNA polymerase II-specific; RNA polymerase II cis-regulatory region sequence-specific DNA binding. The transcript has 2 exons. The record is from RefSeq and is a predicted model, not a curated record. Gene Ontology annotation, biological process: regulation of transcription by RNA polymerase II. NCBI's taxonomy places the organism in Eukaryota, Metazoa, Chordata, Aves, Passeriformes, Maluridae. The coding region runs from base 5631 to 7193 and encodes 520 amino acids.